AUGGACAUCUGCGAGUACCUGGAUCAUGUGCUGCAGCAGGACCAGAAGGAGCAGGAGCUGGUCCAGCAGCUGGUCCAGCAGCUGGAGAGGCUGCAGCAGGAGGCCCAGCAGGCGGAGGAGGCCCUGAGGCUGCAGCACAGCCUGCAGCUGAUGGAGCUUCAGGACCGGGUUCCCAGCAAGGCAAAGUCUGAGGAGCAGCAGCAGGAGCUGAAGGAGCUGCAGUCCGUCCUGGAGUCCGAGGAGGAGCAGCUGCUCCGUCAGAAGGAGGAGCACAAGUCCGUCUUGGGCGCCAUGACGCGUGCAGCGCAGGACUUGGAGAAGACCAGGUCCAGGGAGCCCAACUACAUCGAGACCGAGACCGAGACCCAGGACCUGGUCCGGGUGCAGCAGGCUUGGCACGGAGAGCUCCGAGAGGUCGUCGAAUCCCUUCUGGACCAGAACGAGGUUCUGUGGAGGCAGAAAGGGGCACUGCAGGACCAGAAGGCCCUGCUCCUCAAGAAGGGGGGCGGCCUGAGGGACCUGGAGGAGCUCAGGGACCAGAACCUCUCCUGCAACACGGAGUUGGAGAAUUGGACGAAGAGGAGUCAAAAGCUGAAGGUGGAGCUGAAGGAUUGUAGCUCCGCCCACGAGGGCUUGCUGGAGGAGGAAGAGGCUUUGGGGCGGCUCCUGGCCUCGGCGUCCGAGGAGCGGCGUCAGAAAACAUCCGAGGCGGAUCGGCUGCCGGCCGAGAUCCAGGGGGAGCGGAGAACCAGGAAGCAGCUGGAGGCCGGCAUGCGGAAAGUGGUCACCGUCCUCAGACACAUCCUGACGCAGGACUCAGAGAAGACUCUCAAGACUCAGGGUCAGAGGCUGCUGGAGAUCAUGGAGAGCAUCGCCCCCCAGGGACCAGGAUCCACUCCUGUGGAGAGCAUUGAGCCCCAAACGGACAGAACAGAUCCACUGUUCCUGAUGGCGCGCUACAGACCAGGCGACCUGGGCUCCGCUCCCCGGCCCACAUGGAACCAGAACCCGUCCGUCUGCAGGACGCGAGCUCAGCCGCCUCCCAACAGUUAUUCUGUGGAAUGA
Cyclopterus lumpus (lumpfish) is the source of this 1065-nucleotide messenger RNA. RefSeq names its product trichohyalin-like. The transcript has 8 exons. Lineage: Eukaryota; Metazoa; Chordata; Actinopteri; Perciformes; Cyclopteridae. The coding region runs from base 1 to 1065 and encodes 354 amino acids. The record is from RefSeq and is a predicted model, not a curated record.